This is a messenger RNA of Trichomycterus rosablanca, 7147 nucleotides long. RefSeq names its product zinc finger CCCH-type containing 7Ba (gene zc3h7ba). NCBI's taxonomy places the organism in Eukaryota, Metazoa, Chordata, Actinopteri, Siluriformes, Trichomycteridae. The transcript has 24 exons. The coding region runs from base 199 to 3129 and encodes 976 amino acids. The record is from RefSeq and is a predicted model, not a curated record. Gene Ontology annotation, biological process: miRNA processing. Gene Ontology annotation, molecular function: metal ion binding; miRNA binding; protein binding.
AAUACCCUGGACAAGGCUCUAAUCCAUCCAGUGUUUUGAUCCCACAGAUAUAGCCAAUGAUGUCUGCCAGCCGGCCGCCGGUUGAUAGCACCUCAGAGAUUCGAACCUGGAUCUCAGUGGUGGUGAGAUAGCAUAAUAGACCAAUCAUUCGGUCACAGCAGGUUUCAUCCAGGAUCUCGCUCUGCCUCAUGAACCACCAUGAACCUGGAUCGACAGAAGCGCAGGGAGGAGAUCCAGAAAGCCCUUGCUUUUAUCCAGUCAUCACUGCCUUUCCCUGACCCGGCUGGAUAUGAGGCCUUCCUGACACAGCUGGUGUGUAACCUGUUAUACGAGGGCAACGCGGCGUUUCGAGAGGGAGACUGGACGCUGGCGCGGGGGCACUUCAGCGAGGGUGUGAGCGUGGCGCGAUAUGCCCGGGCAGAAGGGGUAACGGUUCCUUCAGCACUGCUCGAGAGUCUGUAUGUGAACAGAGCUGCAGCACAACACAACAUGGGUGACUUGGAAGCCAGCGUGAGGGACUGUGACAGUGCUCUGGGUGUGAGUAAGGACAGCGCUAGAGCUCUGUACAGGAAAGCCCUGUGUCUGAAGGAACUCGGUCGACUGAAGGAGGCGUAUGAUUGUAGCGCCGCCUGCCUGCUCACCUCUCCACAGGAUGAGAGGAUAAAAAAACUGGCAGAUGAAUUAGCCAGCAAACUUGAUUUGAAGACCAGUGAGGCUCACAUUAACCUGCAGCAGGGUGACACUGAGAGCAACGGGGACGGUCUGCCUCCUUCCAUUCCGGUUUCUAAUGGACUGGAUAGCUUGUGUGACAUCACAGGUGGGUAUGGACUGCUUGAGGCCAUACCUACUGUCCUGCCCAGCCCGGUCCUUGUUAGCGAUGUUGGCGAGGAUCCCGCCGUGUGUCUGUCCGUGCCCGUAUCGGAGCCGCUGGAAGACUGUGAGCUGGUGGGAGACGAGCUGGACUCGCUGCUGGACAGCAUCUCCAAGCAGGAAGAGCUUCCACAUAAUCCCGUUAAGGGCAGUGUGGUCCCCACUCAUGUCCCCGCAAUGGGUUUGGGUCCAUUAUUUCAUCCUUUCCCUCUCCUCCCUGCUCCCUCACCUCGCCUCCCUCCUGCUUUCUUCCCCUUGGGUGUGAGUCAGCUCAACUCGCUAGACUCAUUUGCAGAGGUGGGUCGUGACCCUGCUCCGCCCAUCAGGCCCCUAGAUUCUCUCGACGACUUCUGUCCUGCUCAGGCCUCAACGUUUCACAGACCCACUCUGGUGGUGGGAGGAGAGGGGCUCGACUCGCUGUCUGAGUUUACCCUGCCAGAAAGAAAAAACUUCCACAGUUUUCUUCCCCCAGUGAAGAUAAAAAGUUCAUCAGACAUUGUGAAUCCUGUCUGCAUGAACGGUCCGGUGGUAUCCACCCUGUCCCAGCUCUCCAGGAACCCCCUCGAAGACACUCACGAAUUCACUCAAGCCUGUUCCAGCUGUUUCAUACACACAGGUGCUGGAGUGCUGGAUCGUGAACACAGAGCUGAUUUGUCUCAUAGCUGUAAGAAGGACAUUCUGCUGUGCAGGAUCAGAGGCGGAGCCAAUCUGCCCUGGAGGCGUAUCCGGCCCCGCCCAGCUCGGAGCAACUUCCAGGGUCCAUACGUGCUCUGUAAAGAGGUUCUGCAGAAGCAGGACUGUAAGUACGGUGAAGCCUGCACGUUUGCAUACUGUCAGGAGGAGAUUGAUGUGUGGAUGCAGGAGAGGCGGGGCUUACUCACCAGGGAGCUGCUUUUUAAUCCGCUCUCAGCCAAUCAGAGACAAGCACUUAGUGUCAUCAAACUACUGAGUAUACACAACGGCAUGUUCAUGUUCCUCUGUGAGGAAUGUUUCGACAGUCAGCCCAGAUUAAUCAGCAAGCGCUGCAAAGACAAUCCGUCCGUCUGCUCCAACACGGACGCUUACCAUUACUUUGACAAACACAAGUGUUUGGUGCACGUGGUGAAAGACAGCAGUGUAAAACACUAUAAGGUUCGUCCCCUCACUGCUCACCGUCAGUUUGAUUUGUGUCGUCAUGAGCUGCGCUCUGGUUGUCAGCGUGGGAACUCUUGCAGCUUUGCUCACUCGCUCAUCGAACUCGAGUGCUGGAUCCUGCAGAAAGAUCAUGGAACCACUCAUGAGGAGAUCGUACAGGAGUCUAAGAAGCACUGGCACAAACAGAGACUAGUGAACAUCUCUCAGUCCCAGAUCAACGGUGCUUCGGCUAAAGGGGAGGGACAGGGCAAAGGAGCAGAGCAGAAUGGAAAGGCUGUACGGAGCUCUGGGGCAGGAAGUGUAUCGUCUGUGAAGAAUCCUGAGUUGAGACUGGUGAUGAAGUUUGUGUGUGGACAGUGUUUUAGCGGUGGCCUACACGUCGAACCGGAUAAGACGCUGAAAUACUGCAGCGCUAAAGCACGACACUGCUGGAUUAAAGAACGGAGGGUGCUGCUGGUGAAGUCUAUAGACAGGGAGAAGUGGGUGCCUGUAAGACCUUUACCCUUUGCGAAGACGUACCCUCAGCAGUAUGAUAUCUGUGUUCAUGUGCUGAAACAGAAAAAGUGCCACUAUAUUGGGAACUGUUCAUUCGCCCACAGCCAGGAAGAGAAGGAGCUGUGGACCUACAUGAAGAACACCGGGGUACGGGAAUUGCAGCAGGUCUACGACCUGUGGUUGACCAUAACCAAUCAAAACAAGCGAUCUGACGCUCCCACGACCUCUUCUGUAGAAGAAAAGCAGAUCACCAUGCCAACGGAUUUUGCUGAACCUACGGAUGGUUUCCACUGUGCUCUGUGUGGAAAGCACAGUAACAGUGAGCGUCAGUGGCAGCAGCACAUCUCGUCUGAGAGACACAAGGAGCGAGUGUUGAGCGGAGCAGGUGAAGAGGAGAGUUUCGCCUGGAACCAUCGCUUUCCCGGUCACUGCUUUACCAUCUGUCCUAGGUUGGACAGCGGCUGUGUCGAGGGCGUGAGCUGUGACUUCGCCCACAGUGAGGAGGAGCUACAGGAGUGGCGGGAGAGGCGGGACUUCCUGCGCCGGAGGCUGGAAAGAGCACGGGCUGACAAGCUGAUCGCCCCCAACGACUACGAUUUCGGGAAGUACAACUUCCUUCUGCUGGACUGAGCAAAUACACACACAGACACACACACAUACACACACUUUGCAUUUAUUUAAACCAACACUUUCUGUGUUAAAGUUGCUAAUUAGUUAACAGUUUGUUUUUUGCACCUUUUCUCUGUCAGCACCAUGUCCACCUUUUCUAAUCACCUUUGAUCAAGACACAACCCUUUCUUGCAUUGAUUUAUUUUAGAAAAACAGUAGUUUAGUCAGAAGGGUCACUAACGCCCUGCCAAAAAACACAUUCAGGGACCAAUGCUAAAAGCCACAUUUUAGCAUGCAAAAACACAAAUCAUGUCAUUUAUAUUGUGACCAGUUCUUAUCGUUGUACCAGAAUCCUCAUUUCUAGCCGAUUUAAUCUCUUGCAUUUGUUCUUCAGUCAGUCGAACUGAAUGAGUUUUAUUUCUUUCUUUAGAAAAACACUUAAAACAGAAUAUAUAAAAUGUACAAAUGCUAUGUCAACAUAGUCAAAAUUAGCACCAUCUUAUUUUGAAGGUUUUUACCCUGAUUUCCUGAAGACCUGUUAGAUGUUAGUUAUGCCCGCAUUCUCCACCAUUUGUUAGGUUUUUACUCAAAGUCGCUCAAAGUCCUGUCCCUUGAGCUAGUAUAAAGAACUAAACCAGGAGAUGAAUCAUUUGUUGAAUCUCAUGCACGAGGAAAGCAUGCAUACUUUGACUUGGUGUCUUGUCUGAGUGCUUUCAUUGUGCACGAGAUUCAAUAAAUUAUUCUUCUGUGAUUACGAUUCAAACCAGUGGGCUGAGGUGGCAUAACCUGCUAGCGUGCCAGCUAACGUCUCCCUCCAUGUACUAAAAACGGUUAAACUGUCCCUGACGAGCCUGAAUUUAUAAAUAAAUGACACUUGUGCACCUUUAUACAAAUUAAAAAUCUAUUUAAAAAUCGAUUGCCUUCAGCGCUAUAGAAGCAUCAGAUGCUCCCUAGUUUUUCUGUCAGAUUAUCACUUAGAAUGAAGGCACCUUAGUAGGAGCAUUUAAAGCUAACUAAGAAUUUAGACAUGCCUUCUUCUCGGGAGCGUAGGAUGACGUCUAUGUAGAGAGAGCACUAGGUUUCCAAACAGACCCAUAGUCAGGUUUGCUGAUUCUAAAACUACUUGCUAUUCUUUAAAGGCUAAAAAACAUGAACGGUUAGAUGGUGUUUGAAUUGUUUGAUUGUUGACGUUUAGUCUCCUGACACCAAAUUUAAGCAGUCUUUGUUGAGAAGACAGGAUUCUUUACCAACCCAUCUUGUGUGAAUUGGGUUAACUGCCAUCAUUUUAACAUACUAGCUGCAGGGGAAUUUUUACUUAAACAAUUCAGACUACACUGUUACUGAGUUAAUUCAUCAUUUUCAAUUAUUUUUAGAGCUACUGUAAUUAAACAGAACUAAACAAAAUUACUCUUAGUAAAUUAUAAAUUAUAUUAAAGUGAUAUUAAAAAUUACUUUUAAUAAAAACUAAAACUACACAUUAAGUAAGAAUUAAUUUCAUUGUUCUCAAUAUCUUAAAAUGCUUCUUCACUGUCCCAAAACAGAAAUAAUGGAAUGAUCUAGAACAGACUAGGUUUCCAGGUAUGCUGCUUAAUUUCGUUGGAAGUUAAUUAAGAUUCUGUGGAAUAUUGAUGAUGAACCAUUGUGAGGAAGUUGGGUAAACCUUUAAGGUGCUGGAUGAAACAGAUUAGUACAGAUUAGAAAAUUCAGGGUUAUAAAAUAUUAAAAUGAAACAAAAUUCCAAAUAAUGUAGUAAUGCAUUAAGAAAACGAAUGAACAAAAAAUAAAAACUGCAAUAACACGGGUUUCUACAAUUCAUUUAGCUUUUUCCAGAAAGUGAAGUGAUCUGCCAUUACAUUUGUAAACCUCAGAAAUGAGGAAAUCACAAAAAACUUGUUUUAGCAAUCAAUACGCCUUGUGCCUUUAAUUACUGUGCCUUUAAGAUCAGUCAGUACAAGCCUGAGUAAAGCACCAGGGUAAAUAAUUCAGGAUUAUAUUUAGGUGAUAAUGUUCCUUCCACUGUGUACUGCUGUCUCUUUAAUCUUCUCUAUAGUGAACCAUUAUGGAUUAAGAGAACAUCCAUAAACAUUACAUAUCUGAACUAUCUCUGCUGUUCUCUUAUUUAUAGUGUUCUGUUCAAGCACUGUUCUUGUGUGUUUUCUUUAAUACACAGAAGUUGGGAUUGGGUCAAGAAGUGUUUGCUGUUCUGAUUUUCAUAAUUUCUUGCUACUUAAGUUUAAUAUCAUAUACUGUAUGUCAUCUCAGUAAAACACUAGCACAGUUUUCACCUCAUCUUAUAUCUGUUCAAUCUGCCAGUCUUUCACUUUCUAAAGAGUUUUAGAACUUUUAUAAUUUUGUUAAUUGAUCGUUUUGCUAACAAAUACUACAGGGUGUCUCUAAAUUCCUGACACAUAGGAAAUAUCACUAACUAUAACUAUAUGUUUACUAAAGUACACACAAUUUAGUUGCAUCACAAACAGUGGAAAACACAUUGAAGAUGUUAUUGAUUAAUAUUCUAAUGAAAUAAAAUUUUGUUAAAAAUGUAUUGAAAUGUAUUAAAAAUAUGCAUUUUGCAUGUGUGUCCAGACUUUAGGAACACCAUGUAAAGGCUUUUAGCUUUUUAACCAUCUUUUCUUUCAGUUAGUCAUUGCCUAGUCCCUAUAUUAACUGCAUCUUCUCUAUUGCAUAACUGCUACCAAGCAUUAAGGGAAGGCUGAAGUCUGAACAUAGAACUCCCUUACAACACCGUUUGAGUGCCCAGAAUGUCCUCGUCCAUACACAAGCCCACAAAUGCUCUAGAUGAAUGAUAUGAGAGGCAGGUAUACCAUCCCUACCACUAAGAAAACCGGGCCAGUCAAGCGCUUGGGUUAUGCAGCAGUAAAACACGCUACCUCUAGGCACCCAGGUGGCGCAGCGGGAUAUUCCACUGUCGCACCAGCACCGAGUUUUCUGAACUCCCAGGUUUGAGGCUCAGUGUUGCCACCAGUCGGCUGGGCGCCAUCUGGCAGGCAUAAUUUGGCUGUGCCUGCAGCAGAUACAAAUUGGCCAUCGUGUCUGCAGGGUGGGGACCGGACUAUAUGUGGCUGGGUCGGUCUUCAUACGCUGUGUAAGGACCCUGAUUGGCAGAAGAGAUGCCCGUGCAGGAAGCACGGACGAGAAGAGGAGGGCUGUACACAUGUAAAGAAGGCGUGGGCAGCGGCGUGCUCUCCUUGGAUGCAAAUCUGGAGUCUGUCAUCAGCAGAAGACAAAUUGGAUGGGAGGAAAAAUGGGUAGAAAAAUGCAUUACAAAAACAAAAAGAAACACGCUACCCCACCACUGUAAGUCUGUAUUCCGUAAGUGGCUGUGUCUGAGGGAGGAAGGGCCUAAGGGAUUCCCCAUUGCUGCUGCAAUUGUGACCUCUGCUGGCAGGUCGAUGGUGACUGCACAGAGACGGUCAAUUAUGGAGAGCGGUGCAUGACUCACAUGGUACUGAUCCCAGUGUGAAUCUGCCUCGUGCAGGACAAAAAAAGCAGUCAGGAACUGAACACGUCAGAGGUACGGCACUUCUUUUGUCAGGGUAGCAGUCUGCAGUAGAGGAGUUACAACUGGGGAAUUGGAUAUGACUAGAUUGGGAGAAAGGGGAAAAGGUCCAUUCAUAGAAUAAUAAAUAAAACAAGUCCAAUCUACACCCAGUUCCCUCAUGACAACAGAUUAAAUGUUUUUGUGUCCUUAUCAGCUACAUUUUUGUGGUAAGACGAAAGCUGUGUAUGCUUGUGUUUUAAUUCUUUUGUUUUCAGUUUUUAACCUCUUUUUUCAUCAGACCGUUUGUGAAGCUAAAGUGACCAAAUGUUUAGUGUUAAUUGUAGAUACAUCUCUGCUUUACUGACCCCUACCACACAAGCCUUGGCAUGUCCAGAUUUAAAUAAAAACCCUGGCUGACUUGAUGAUGGGUCAGCAGCGGAUUCAAAUGUUGUACAUGUUAUACUUUUUCCCCCACUGUCAAUACAUGAGUCUGUUUUGUUACUAAACAAAUAUUCGGAAUAAAUAUUUUUCUACAAAAAA